AUUUCAAACACACAAUACUUUCUUCACCCUAAGUUCAUUUACGUCACUACAUCCUCAGGGAAUAUGGCUUCAUGCAAUCAAAUUAUCUUCUUCACUUCCCUCAUUGUAUUUGGUAUUCUAUUCAUGAGGAAUAAUGUUGAAAAAGUUGAGGCUGCAGACAUCUUCUGCACACAAGAAUGCAACCCUGAAGCGUUGUAUAUGCUAUGCCCACAAAAUAACACAAAGAUUUACAAUAUUUGCAAAAAUUGUUGCCAGGCUGGACUCCUAAGUUGUCAUCUAUAUCGUGAUGAUGAUAGUCUUAUAUGUUAAUCUCUCAAGACUACGGCUUAUGUUAUUCCACAUUUUGUCAUUAUUUCACAAUAAUGACUUCCUUAAUUGCUUUAUCAAAUAAAGCAUAUAAAGGCUGACUAUUUGUUGAUGGAUUGCUAUUUCACAAUUGUUCCUAAUUUUCAAAUAUCACUAAUGCA
Molecule: messenger RNA, 467 nt
Organism: Cuscuta europaea
Lineage: Eukaryota; Viridiplantae; Streptophyta; Magnoliopsida; Solanales; Convolvulaceae
Source: the annotation of a GenBank genome assembly